Molecule: messenger RNA, 3594 nt
Organism: Eruca vesicaria subsp. sativa (arugula)
Lineage: Eukaryota; Viridiplantae; Streptophyta; Magnoliopsida; Brassicales; Brassicaceae
Source: the annotation of a GenBank genome assembly
UAUACAAUUAUUUUCAAUAAAUUUUUAGUUUUUCCAAAAGCCAUUUUUUGUGAUCCAUUUGAAAUCCCAAUUUGUCUUCAUCUCCAAAUAAUUCCUUUUAAAAAUCAGAGAAGAAAAAGACUAACUUUUCUCCUCCUUGUCUUAUAAAACCUAUCUAAAAGCUCAUAUUUCUAGCCGGUGGAUAUAUUUUCAUUAUAUCAUUUUUUUGGCUUCCAACAGGGAAAAAAAAUCGAGGAACCACAGUUCAUAAAACCUGUCUGAAUAAUUGAGAACCCAACUCAAAAGAUUCAAUCUUUUUUUAUUUCAUUCAUAUCCUCAUAAAGAGAAAAAAGAAGAUUCGAUUUUUUUAAUCCCAAACAUAUAAUUGAAGAAAGAGGGAAGAGAGAUAGACAGAACACAAAGUGGAAGAAGGAUGAGAGCUGGUCUAACCACGAUCCAACAGACUCUAACCCCAGAGGCUGCCACCGUAUUAAACCAAUCAAUCUCCGAAGCGGCGCGUCGCAACCACGGCCAAACAACUCCUCUACAUGUCGCGACCACUCUCCUCGCUUCACCCUCAGGUUUCCUCCGACGAGCCUGCAUCCGAUCCCACCCCAACUCCUCACACCCUCUCCAGUGCCGCGCCCUCGAGCUCUGCUUCAGCGUCGCCUUAGAGCGCCUCCCCACCGCCACAACGACAUCUCCAGCCAACGAUCCUCCGAUCUCGAACGCGCUCAUGGCGGCGUUGAAGAGAGCGCAAGCUCACCAACGACGUGGAUGUCCGGAGCAGCAGCAGCAGCCUUUGUUGGCGGUUAAAGUUGAGUUGGAGCAGUUAAUAAUAUCGAUCUUGGAUGAUCCGAGUGUGAGCCGGGUUAUGCGUGAGGCUAGCUUCUCUAGUCCCGCGGUUAAAGCCACAAUAGAACAGUCUUUGAAUAAUAAUAAUAAUAGUACGACCAAUACGACGUCGGUUGCUAGCGUUUCUCCCGUCGGGUUAAAUUUCCGACCCGGUGGAGGAGGUCCGAUGACACGGAACGCUUAUCUUAACCCGCGUUUGCAGCAGAACGGCGCCGCGUCGGUGCAGCAAUCAGGGGUGGUUAAUAAAAACGAUGACGUGGAGCGGGUGAUGGAUAUAUUGGGUCGUGGGAAGAAGAGGAACCCGGUUUUAGUCGGGGAUACGGAGCCGGGUCGGGUAAUUACCGAGGUCCUUAAGAGAAUUGAAUCCGGAGAAAAGGUUGUUGUUAACUUCGAGGAGAUCAGUUCGGAUAAGGCGGAGAGAAUCGGGUUGCUGGAGACCCGGAUAAAGGAUUCGGAUCCUGGAGGAGGAGUGAUUCUCAAUCUCGGAGACUUGAAAUGGCUGGUGGAGCAGCCGCAGCCGGUGGCGGUGGAGGUAGGGAGGACGGCGGUGGCGGAGUUAAGGAGGCUUUUGGUGAAAUUCGAAGGGAGGUUAUGGUUUAUAGGAACCGCCACGUGUGAGACUUAUCUGAGGUGUCAAGUGUAUCAUCCUUCGAUGGAGAAUGAUUGGGAUCUUCAAGCUGUGUCGUUGGCGGCGAAAGCUCCGGCUUCGGGAGCUUUCCCGAGGCUUGGGAACAGUUUGGGAUCAUUCACGCCGUUGAAGAGCUUCGUGGCGGGGAACAUGACGACGACGACGACGUUGAAAUGUUGUCCGGAGUGUUCAAAGAGUUGCGAGGGAGAGCUGUCGGAAUUUGAGUCAAUGUCUCAAGAGGUUAAGACAGAACCAAAACAGUUGCCACAAUGGUUGUUGAAUGCUAAACCGGUCAAUCGUGUACCGCAGGGAAAGAUUGAAGAAGUGAAGAAGAAAUGGAAUGAUGCGUGUGUGCGUCUUCAUCCUAGCUUCCAUAACAAGAACGAGAGGAUCGUUCCGAUUCCGACACCUAUACCGUUGACUACAAGCUCAUAUAGUCCAAAUAUGCUUCUACGUCAGCCGUUACAGCCAAAGUUCCAGCCUAAUAGAGAGUUGCGUGAGAGGGUACACUUGAAACCUGUGACCCCUUUGGUAACAGAACAAACCAAGAAGAAGAGUCCUCCCGGGAGUCCGGUUCAGACCGAUCUUGUUCUUGGACGAACAGAGGAUUCGGACAAGGCAGGUGAUAUGCGAGUGAGAGACUUUCUUGGCUGCAUAUCGUCUGAUGAAUCAGUACAGAACAAGAACGAUAAGAUCAGUGUUCUACAGAACUCAUUAGACAUUGAUUUGUUCAAGAAGCUUCUAAAGGGAAUGACGGAGAAAGUCUGGUGGCAGCACGACGCAGCCUCUGCCAUCGCCGCCACGGUUAGUCAAUGCAAGCUAGGCGCAGGGAAACGACGCGGUGUGGUAUCAAAAGGAGACGUGUGGUUACUGUUCUCAGGACCAGACAGAGUUGGUAAGAGAAAAAUGGUAUCCGCUCUGUCUACUCUAGUAUACGGAACCAGUCCGAUAAUGAUCUCACUCGGGUCGAGACAAGAAGCUGGUGGUGUCCGUGGUAAAACCGUGUUGGACAGGAUUGCUGAAACAGUUAAGAGGAGUCCCUUCUCUGUUAUCUUGCUUGAAGAUAUCGAUGAAGCUGACAUGUUGUUACGUGGGAGUAUAAAACGAGCGAUGGAUAGAGGAAGGAUCUCUGAUUCUCACGGACGUGAGAUCAGUUUAGGGAAUGUGAUCUUUGUUAUGACAGCGAGCUGGCAUAGAACCAAAACUUGUUUCUCAGACAACGAAGCGAAGUUGAGGGAUUUAGCUAGCGAGAGCUGGAGGUUGAGGUUGUGUAUACGUGAGAAGUUUGGUAAACGUCGAGCUAGCUGGUUGAGUAGUGGUGUUGUUGAAGAGAGGUUGACUAAACCGAAGAAAGAACAUGGUUCCGGUUUAACGUUCGAUUUAAACCAAGCUGCUGAUACGAAUGAUGAUGGUUCGAACAAUACGAGUGAACUAACGGAUAAUGAUCAAGAAGAGUUUAGCGGGAAGUUAUCUUUGCAAUGUGUUCCUUUUGCGUUUCACGAGCUGGUGAGUCGUGUAGACGAUGCGGUGGCGUUUAGAGCUGUCGACUUCGGAGCUGUGAAGCAGAGAGUGUCAGAUACGUUGUCGGAGAGGUUCACGACCGUUGUGGGUGAAUCUUUAUCGAUAGAAGUGGAGGAAGAUGUGAUUCAGAGAAUCUUGAGUGGAGUUUGGUUAGGGGAGAUGGAGUUAGAGGAGUGGAUUGAGAAGGCGAUUGUUCCGGUUUUGAGCCAGCUUAAGGCUCGUGUGUCGUCUUCUGGUACUUAUGGUGACCGUACCGUUGCUCGGCUCGAGCUAGAUGAAGAUUCCGGUGAACGGAGCGGUGGUGAUUUGCUACCGGCAAGUGUUACGUUGGCAGUUUAAGUAAGAAACAGAGAGUUUUUGUUAUUUCAGUGGAUGGUGGAAGGGCAGAGAUGUAAAUAUGUCUCAAAUGGUUUUGGCGGGUGAAAGGGAAACAGUUAGUGGUAUAAACAGUAAAAAAGGUGUUUAUAGCUUUUUUGUUCUUUUUUAUUUACUUAAUAGUUUUUAUGUUUAUGUACGGUACGGGAGGAGGUGAUUUAUGUUAGCAAUUAUAGAGAUUUAUUUGAUAUAUAAAUAAUUAAAUUAAUAAAGUUUUAAGUAAUGUUGGCAAUUAA